Molecule: messenger RNA, 3766 nt
Organism: Zingiber officinale
Lineage: Eukaryota; Viridiplantae; Streptophyta; Magnoliopsida; Zingiberales; Zingiberaceae
Product: protein MEI2-like 4
Exons: 13
Coding region: 583-3429 (948 amino acids)
Molecular function (GO): RNA binding
Source: RefSeq, a predicted model, not a curated record
GUUUUACCCCUCAAUCUCCGCUCCGCCUCCGGUUCCGCAUCGCCAUUCGUAGAGCGUUAAAUAUUAACCUCCCCCCUUCUGCGUUCCGUUCCUUCUCUACUUCCAUCCGCUUCCCUUCGCUUGCCGGAGGGAGCGGUGGAUCGCCGUGGUUUUCAAUUUUGUAAGGCCGACAAUUGUGACAGAUCCCAGCGGAAGCACGCGAUACGAGGCUUUGUAUUUGAGUGGGAGAGAAAGAGGGGAAUUUUUUUUUUUAAAAAAAAAUAUGUAUAUAUAUUUUUUGGUUGCUGCGGGCGGGAGGAGCGUGGCGUUCUUGCUUGCAUAGGAGGGGAAAAGGAGAGGGGGGAGGGGUGGGCAUCGGAGAGGUUGGACGCUCGCGCACGGCACGGGUGCCGAGGUGAUCCCGUAGGGGAUUCCCCCUGGCGGCCGCCUCCUUGCCUUAUGGCGUAAUCUAUUCCUCUCCCCUCCCCCGUGGAUCAAUGUUUUUUAUAUGCAGCCAGCGUUCGACUCCCUUGCCCUGUGCUGUUUCCGGAGGUUGUUGGCAAGCAGAGGAAGAAACGACAAUCGUUUGACAAAAGGCAACAAAUGUCAGGAAGUAAGUCUGUUUCUUCUUCACUAGAUGCACUUUAUAAUACUCCAUCCAGCCCCCCUGAACUCUCAGAACUUUCAAAGAGUUGGAUUCCUAAUGACUUGAAGACUAAAUUAAAUAUCGGAUAUGGUCUGAUGGAACCACAGAAAUUCACCAGCAUAUCUACUACUCCAAGAGUUACUAGCCAUGCUGCUGUUCCACAGGCUGAUCUGUUGUCUCUUCCUUCUUCAAUAUGUUGUGAAGGAAACACAAGGGAUAUCAGUGGCUCACACUAUGAGAAUGGACUUUUCUCCUGCUCCUUUUCGAAGAUAUUUGACAAAAAAGCAAGGUUGUCAUCAAACAUUUCGUCUUUAGUGCAAUCUAUUGAUUCAAUCAACUUGAACUAUGGUGAAGAUGAACCUUUUGAAUCGAUGAAGGAAAUUGAAGCUCAAACUAUUGGAAACCUACUUCCUGAUGACGAUGAUUUACUUUCUGGUGUUAUUGAUGAUGUUGGAAAUAGUGAACUCAAUGGUAGAAAUGACAUUGAUGAUGACAUAUUUUACUGUGGUGGCGGAAUGGAACUUGAAAAUGAUGAUAAUCUCAAUGUCAAUAAACCAUCUGAUUUUGCUGGAAGAAGGGCUUCAAAUGGCCAACAAGGGGGUCUAGUUGGUCCAUUUUCUGGCAAACAUCCAUUUGGUGAACAUCCUUCAAGAACUCUUUUUGUUAGAAAUAUCAACAGUAAUGCAGAGGAUUCAGAGCUGAGGACUUUGUUUGAGCAAUAUGGUGACAUACGAACACUUUAUACCACUUGCAAGCAUCGCGGUUUUGUUAUGAUUUCGUACUAUGAUCUAAGGGCAGCACAAAAUGCAAUGCAAGAACUUCAAAAUAAGCCAUUGAGGGGUCGAAAGCUUGAUAUACACUUCUCUAUUCCAAAGGACAAUCCUUCUGAGCAAGAUAUAAAUCAGGGGACACUUAUUGUGUCCAACCUCGAUUCCUCAGUUAUAAAUGAUGAGCUUCAUCAAAUAUUUGGUGUUUAUGGUGAAAUAAAAGAGAUUCUAGAUACUCCAUAUCAGCAUAAUCACAAAUUCAUAGAAUUUUAUGAUAUUAGAGCUGCUGAAGCUGCUCUUCAUGCUCUUAAUUGGAGUGAUAUUGGUGGCCAAAAAAUUAAAUUUGGGCUUAGCUGCACUGGAGAUGGAAGACAGUGUUUGAUGAACAAGAUACCCCAAGAGAUGGGGCAGAAAGAACUAAAUGGAUUCUGCUUCGGAAGCCCUAAUGAAUCUUUGUCUGGCUGCCCUGGGUGCUUUGGAUCAUCCUUGUUUGGCAGCAGUUUUGAAAAUGGAACUAUCCAGGAUUUUAAAUCUGCACAAGCCCCAUCUAUUUCUAUUGUGGAAGCUAAAUUCAAUGGAAGUUUACCUAGCAUACCACCGAAUCUUCCUUCCCCUAAAUCAAUUGCAUCAAAUUGUAAUCGCACCAAUCAACCAGUUCAAGGUGACAUGAACCUUUCUCUGGGACAGAUGAGUUUUGGAUUUCAAGAUAUGCCUGCUCUCCAUCCUCACUCUCUUCCAAAUUAUGACAAUGGAAUGAAAAAUGGCAACCCAUACAGCCCAAGUACUCGAGCCAUGGGUGUUGGAGUCAUCUCUAGACCUGCUGAAGGUAUUAAUAAAAGGAAUAUACAAACAAUAUGCUCUGGUAGCUUAGCUGGAGAUUGUUUUGAUACUAAUCAAGCUUUUGGACUUCCUACAAAUGGAAGCUGCUCUCUUUCUAGAAAUCAGCAUGUUUGGAGUAAUGAAAAUGCACACCAGGACAAAUCCCCUAACCCAGUCUUUUGGAAGAACUCACUUUCUUUGGUAAACAGCAUUCCUACCCAUCAUCAAUCACAGAUCUAUGGAUCUCCUAGUGGGCAAUCUCACAUGUUCAACACAGUCCUUCCUACGCAUCAUCAUGUUGGAUCUGCACCUGCUCUCAAUCCAUCACUUUGGGAUAGAAGAUAUGCCUACUCUGGAGAUUCCAUGGAGCCCCAUGCUUUUCACCCUGGAUCUCUUGGUAGCAUGGGACUUUCUGCAAUUUCUCAAUUACAUUGGCUAGAGCUUGCUUCUCAUAACAUAUUUUCUCAUGCUGCUGGAAAUUGUAUUGAACCUUCUAUAUCUGCGGCACAUAUUGGAAUUCCUUCAUCUCAGAAUAGGGGGCAAUUUUAUCAUGGAAGGAACCAUAUAUUUCCUAUGCCCAAUUCUUUUGAUGUCCCUGCUGAGCGAAUUAGGAACAGGAGAAAUGAUGCAAAUUCAAAUCAGAGCGAUAGUAAGAAGCAGUUUGAACUUGAUAUUGAGCGAAUUAUACGUGGUGAAGAUUCUCGCACGACACUAAUGAUAAAAAACAUCCCCAACAAGUACACUUCUAAGAUGCUCUUGGCUGCAAUUGAUGAAAAUCAUCAUGGAACAUAUGAUUUCAUCUAUUUGCCAAUUGAUUUCAAGAACAAAUGCAAUGUUGGUUAUGCGUUCAUAAACAUGACCAACCCUCAACAUAUCAUUGUGUUCUAUCAGUCAUUUAAUGGUAAGAAAUGGGAAAAGUUUAAUAGCGAGAAAGUUGCAUCUCUUGCAUAUGCUAGAAUCCAAGGAAAAGCUGCUCUUAUUGCUCAUUUUCAAAACUCAAGUCUGAUGAAUGAGGAUAAACGAUGUCGUCCUAUCCUCUUCCACACAGACGGUCCUAAUGCUGGGGAUCAGGAGCCUUUUCCCGUGGGCAAUAAUAUCAAGUCAAGGUCUGGCAGAUCUAGAACAGCUUGUAUCGAAGACAACCAUCUGAAGGAAUCCUCUAGCCUAGCAAGUGGCGAAGAUUCCUGUGAUGCCAUGGCUUUCCUUCCAGGUUCCUAGAAGGAUUCACUGUGACAUAAGCCCCUGGCAUAAGGAGGCACUAACUUUGAGGCAAACUUGAACCAUAAUGCUGUUUCCUUCUCUCUAUUGUUUUUAUAAGAUUCAGAGUUUCUUUUGCAAAUAUGUCGGUUGUGGUUGCCUUUGGGAGCCUUUACACCUGUCAUAACCGCGUCAAGAAGCUUUCAAUUUUCUUGGAGUAUUUAAUGAGCCAGUGAUAUAGUAACCUGUCAAAGGAUGUGUGAGGCCUUAAGAUUUUGAAUUUUCUGUAAGAGGAAAAACAAUGUACAGAAAUUUUAAGAGAAAUGACUACCAUUGCGGCUGCAGAAGGUUUUUUCCA